Messenger RNA from Populus trichocarpa (black cottonwood), 979 nucleotides. RefSeq names its product NADH dehydrogenase [ubiquinone] iron-sulfur protein 5-B. Bases 146 to 400 code for a protein of 84 amino acids. Gene Ontology annotation, biological process: mitochondrial respiratory chain complex I assembly. The record is from RefSeq and is a predicted model, not a curated record. NCBI's taxonomy places the organism in Eukaryota, Viridiplantae, Streptophyta, Magnoliopsida, Malpighiales, Salicaceae. The transcript is spliced from 3 exons.
UAUAUUUUUAUAAGAAAUUAAAAUUAAUUGUUCUGGACUAAAUCAUCGAAAACAAAUAUUGAGAAUCAAAUUAAAAAUAUAAAAUUUUGUACGGAUGAACAGUGAAAUACUUAAUCGAGUAGAGUGGGGCGGAGCUUAGGAAGAAAUGGCAUCAGGGUGGGGAAUUACAGGAAACAAAGGCAGAUGCUACGAUUUCUGGAUUGAUUUCAGCGAGUGUAUGUCUCAAUGCAGAGAGCCUAAGGACUGCGCUUUCCUCCGUGAAGAUUACCUCGAGUGCCUCCACCACUCUAAAGAGGAGUUUCAGCUGACAAGCAAACCCCAACAAGCAUAUUCCGUACAUUUAUCUCUCAGAACGGAGUUUUAUCGGGCACAUCAUUGGUGGUCAUACUUUGAUGUGUGACUUCUGAAAUAUGAACGUCUUACUUAUCUAAGUUAGGAUUCAUGCUUGGGAUCAGUCAGGUAUUUGUGGACCACUAAUAAAUUGCACAACCAGUGAAGGUGAAAGAUAACUAGUGUCUAAGAUGCAGUAUUAGCACAUCCCAGAAUUCAUAUGAAAGAAGGCUUUGGAAUAACUUCAAAGCUGGAAAUAAGUAUGCUGUAGUAAAAAAAUUUCAUUUUUAUCAAUGAACUGGGUGGAAAAUGAUUGGAUCUUUGUAUGCAAUGUCUUGAAUUGUGCUGAGGGAUUGUGAUUUUAACAAACCCAUAUGGUUGCUUUUUUUUUCUCCUUUUUUAGAAUCCUUGAGUUGCAAUUUUUAGUGACUUCUUUCUGAAUGCCUCUAUAAAUUGCAGAAUGGUCGUGUAAUUGGUGUUCAGCCUAACAGUUACAUGGGAUUGGUUUUAAUGGCCUUGUUUUAUUCUCUAUGUCUCAUGUUAUGCUGUGUCUCAGCCUCUAUCCUUUGAUUCAUGUCUUGUGGAUGCUUUCACGCGGGUCUUAUUUUUGCUGCGCAUAUUGACUCCAACCAUGGUUGAUUUGAAUUUU